Molecule: messenger RNA, 361 nt
Organism: Medioppia subpectinata
Lineage: Eukaryota; Metazoa; Arthropoda; Arachnida; Sarcoptiformes; Oppiidae
Source: the annotation of a GenBank genome assembly
AUAUGAGAAUGAAUUACAAACAUUACUGUAUGGCCGGCAAUAUGUGGACAAACAUAUGACUGAAUACGUGAAUAGUAUUCAACUCUUACUGACAGUCGAUAGCAAUGCUUUUCUAAACACUAAACAAAAGCUCAAUAAUAGACUGUGUUAUCGAAAGUUUGUCGAUGUUUAUAGCAAACAUUGCUUCAAUUUUAAUCAGAAUUUAUACGCUUUCCAUAAGUUAUGGGUAUUUGUGAAUAUAUGCGAGACAUUGAAUACAGUGUCCGAACACUCGGAUUAUGAAACCUUUGCCUUAAAUAGACUCAAAGAAUCGGUACUGAGCACACUUACGGGCGAAAGUAAUGCCUUCGAAGAGGACUUA